Messenger RNA from Vollenhovia emeryi, 3880 nucleotides. Its product is annotated as zinc transporter 2-like. NCBI's taxonomy places the organism in Eukaryota, Metazoa, Arthropoda, Insecta, Hymenoptera, Formicidae. Gene Ontology annotation, molecular function: zinc ion transmembrane transporter activity. The transcript is spliced from 8 exons. Gene Ontology annotation, biological process: zinc ion transmembrane transport; response to zinc ion. Gene Ontology annotation, cellular component: plasma membrane. The coding region runs from base 2343 to 3578 and encodes 411 amino acids. The record is from RefSeq and is a predicted model, not a curated record.
ACCUCGGCCAGGGGAACCCAGACCUCCCACAGAUAUUAUUUUCCUCGCUUGUUUUAAAUUAUCUGCCGCAGCAACUUUAUUAACACUAAACAAUGUCGUGGCAGACACACGUGGCUAUUGGCAUUAUAAAAAAGAAUACGCGUAACAUGUAGCGCGCCUCAAUAUUUUAUCGCAUAUUUGACGUUGGAAAUGACCGUCUAAUUUUCAUGCUGCAACGGGCGAACAUAAUUCUGUCGUGUAACUAAAACUGGACAAGUGUUUCUGGCUUGUUUCAAUUUAUCGUCGUUCUUUACAACAAGUUGUCUCACUUAAAUCAUUAGCGAGGAGAGAGAAAUAGGACGAGUGAGAAGGGGAUACGUAAAUAUUGUACUACUUUCUUCCGGCUUAUUUAUUUCACUGUCGACUGCUCCGCAGCCAUUUUAUUAUUUAAUAUCCCCGAGAGACUCUUGUCGUAUGCGACACAUAUUGUACUUAUCGCUGAGAUACGUGAUACAAGUUUAAGUUAAGAAGACACGUUUAUUUUUCAAAAGUGCUGGAAACACUCCGGCCACUGUGCCCAUUCGUGCAAACUUGUACGCUAUUUCUCUCGCGCAGUUGUGUCUCCUCCAAAAGUACGCAAGCUAACAUUCCCAUCGUCUCCGUCGAAAUCUUUAUGUUUCCUUCAAUCUAAUCUCUAUUUCAAGAUCCCCCCGCCGAUUUCUUCGCGAUCUUGCGAGCCGCGGUCGCCAAUAACGAAGGUCGACGAGGCCUCGGGCAUUUCUCCGCUGUGAGAGCUCGCGUCAAAAUUCAAACGCAGCCGAGCCGUGUCGAGGCGAUUGCAGGAAGAGCCUCCCGAUUACGAAAUCCGCUUCCUCGCGCGAUUCGCACGCUCCUGGCGAUCUCCGAAUCGCCGCGUGCUCCCGCGCCACGUGCGCCUUAUGUGAACGCGCCCGCGUGUUUAUUUCACCUUCGCCGCUCGCUCAGUCUCGAUCCGCGAUCCACGACGUGAUCGACGGCGGCACGUAAGACUUUCGCUUGCGCUCCUCGGCCAACGGGACGGCUCCGGGAUCUUCCGUCUAUGAUCGGCGUGGUCUCGAGGGGAGAAAGGACAUCGUUGGUACGAGCCACCUGAAGACUUCGUUCUUUCUCCCGCGUUUUUCUUUCAAAGAAAAGCUUCGGGAUCGAUCCCGCGCUGAACGCGCGGACCUUUGGAGAGCGCUAUCGGCCUCGCGUGUUUCAUUCGUGACUCUCGAACGGGACUGAUAAGACGAAUACUGCCGGCGCAAUUACUGGCGAAGACCUCGGUGCGAGGGGAAAUAAGUGACGACCGACCGCGCGCUCCUGCCGAUAAAUCGACUAUUAAAUCCAUACGCGGAUGCAAUAAACCGGCUCCGACUUGUGAAAGCACCUGAAUUGACACCAAGAGGAACGUGCGGAGCCCCCAGGACGCGGGAUAUACCGAGCGGUGCGCCAAAGGUACCAACGGGAACGGCCGUUGCGCGGAGCUUCGAUAAGACCGGGUGCUGCGCGGAGGAGAGAGAUCCUUUCAUCUGAGAAGCAAACUGACUCGAUCGGCGAUAUUCCCGAAUCUGGGGGGCUGCUUUUUCCUCGACGAUUUCUCUCCGUCCCAGACGGAGAGUUCAAAGACACUUGACAUUACGGGCCACUGAAAAAAAAAACAGUGUAUAUACUUGGUGAAUGUCGGGUGUGGGACGAAGGCUCGAUUACGACAAGACACAUCUUCUCCAAAUGGAGAUAGAAGAAAGAGACGGAGACGGAGUGAACAGAUAGGAGAGGGAGCGAGAGAGUGCGACGUGCGUCGGCGAGUGGGGAUCCUGAUAAAGACGGACCGACCGAGAGGAAAGGCGGAGGGACCGGGAAGGAAGAGUGUAAAAAAAGAGAGAGAGAGGGAAAGAGAGGGAGAGUGCGGACGCGUGAGGGGGAGAGAGAGGCCGCUAAUGUUAGAUCUUUUAUCUGUCGGACGAGCGGGUCCGGGCUGAGCACGGGGCCUCUUUCCACCGAAAGAGUGCAACGGGUCUUCGUGUCUUCGUGCCGACGAGUAGACGGGUGCAGUCGAGCCGCGUCCCUCCGGAGGACGACACGAUCCCGUCCGCGCGACUUGAACAGCGCGCACUGGUCGCCGCGCCGCCUCGGACGAGCCGCAAUCUCGUCUUCCUCGUCUUCUUUUUUUUUUCGUUUCCUGGCAUUCUCGGCGCUCACCCGCAGCGAUUCGACGGGACGAAGGAUCGCCGGACCGGCGGUCGUCUCGCCCGGAGGAGAAGCGACACGGCGACGUCGCGCGAUCGGCGGCCGAUCGACUGCGAGCUGGCUGGACCCGCGAGCGCUUCACCUCGGGAUCGAUCAUGGAUGACGAAAAGAUCAAGCUGUUCAAGGAUAAGGCGCUUUAUGGCUACGGGACGAGCAUCCCCCCGAACAACAACGAGGAUGAGGAAAACGAGAUGUCACCGCGGAAGGUCAUCUUCUGCGUUCAUGGAAAAUUGUCAGGCUGUUGCACUGUGGUGAAAGGCUCCGGUGACGAAAAUGCCACGGACUACCAACAAAAUCCGACAGUGCCUCUCGAAGAUCAUUGUCACAGGGAGAGGGACGAGGAGAUUGACAAGAAAGCCCGAAAAAAGUUACUGGUGGCCAGUGUGCUCUGCGUUAUUUUCAUGAUAGCAGAAAUCGUCGGCGGAGUAUUAUCGAAUAGCUUGGCGAUAGCGACCGAUGCCGCACAUUUGUUGACUGACUUUGCAUCUUUCAUGAUAUCUCUUUUUUCCAUCUGGGUCGCUAGCAGACCGGCCACCAGAAAAAUGCCUUUUGGUUGGUAUCGAGCAGAGGUCAUCGGAGCAUUGACCUCAGUUUUGUUAAUAUGGGUGGUCACCGGCAUCUUAUUCUACCUCGCGAUAGAAAGGAUCGUCCACAAGGACUUCGAGUUGGACGCCACGGUGAUGCUGAUCACGUCUGCAGUUGGUGUUGCGGUAAAUCUAGUAAUGGGCCUGUCGUUGCACCAGCAUGGCCACAGUCACGGCGGGCACAGCCACGGCGGGCACAGCCACGAUAGAAGCAAUGAUUUGGAAAAUGAGCUCGAUGAUGAUCUCAAAGGAGAGAAUUCGAAAAGGAACAUCAACGUGCGCGCCGCGUUCAUCCAUGUUUUGGGUGAUUUUAUUCAGAGCGUAGGAGUGUUCAUCGCCGCAUUAGUCAUUUAUUUUAAGCCAAGUUGGAGCAUAGUGGAUCCAAUAUGUACAUUCCUCUUCUCUAUAUUAGUCAUCCUCACCACGGUGGCGAUUAUCAAGGACGUAGUCAACGUUCUGAUGGAAGGUAUUCCCAAGGGUUUCGAGUAUUCUCACGUGGAGGACACCUUUAUGCAAAUAGAUGGUGUCGUUAAGGUUCACAAUCUUAGAAUCUGGGCGCUCUCGCUCGACAAGACUGCUUUGUCAGCGCAUCUUGCUAUAAAACCCGGAACGAGUCCUCAGAUCGUCCUGCGCACUGCCACGCGAAAUAUCCACGACAAAUACAAAUUCUUCGAAAUGACGUUGCAGAUAGAGGAAUUCAACGAGCGAAUGGAAAACUGCAAGCAGUGCAAAGCACUGUCGCAAUAAGUCACCGCUGUUGUACUUAUAUGUGUGUCUCAAUCGCGAUAUAAGGGACGUGAUGUGUAACGAAGAUAAUGUUAAAAGUUUCAUGACCGUCGCGAGAUCGCGCUCCGCCGAAUGAAGCCGAUAUGACAGCGUACAUGCAACACAUCGAACUCUUGUUGUACCUCUUCAUUUUUUUUUCUUAGCUUCGUGAAGAUAUGUACGAGCAGUCAAUGUCAAUCGUACACACAAUGCGAUGUAUUUUCUGUGAAUAGUUUAUUUGUUAUUUCAUUAUAAGGUAAAAUAUCAUUAGUUUCACAAAUAAA